AUGCCCAGAGGCUUCCUUGUGAAACGGACCAAGAGGACCAGUCCGGGGUGGUACCGGGUCCGUUCUGAUGAUGAUCACGAACCGGACCAGAGUCCAGUCUGCGCUCCGGUUCCGCCCUGCGGAGCCGCAGUUCCGGAACCGGACGAGAAGCCGGUCCGGUUCGGGAACCCAGAAUGUGUGCACCAGGCGCUCUGCAGCCCGACCCGGCCAGUGAGCCGGAACCAGAACCGGGACCUUGUGUCUCCGGUGUCAGCGGUCCCGUUGACCCUGAGAGUCGGAACCAGCCGGUCCAAACGACCUUCUGAAGACCCGGAGCGCGGAUCCACCUGCAAGAGGACCAGAACCUGCAGGAAGCUGCACUUAGAGGAUGACGUCACCACGUCUCCGGUUCUGGGGCUGAAGAUCAAAGCGGCUCCAGCUGACGGAGGAGCGGAACCGGACCGGAACCGGGGCGGGUUCGUGUGCCAGCUGUGCAGAGAGUCCUACCGGGACCCGUUCUCUCUGGCCCAGCACAGGUGCUCCAGGAUAGUCCGGGUCCAGUACCGGUGUCCGGACUGUGACAAGGUCUUCAGCUGCCCCGCGAACCUGGCCUCCCACCGGCGCUGGCACCGACCCGGACCUCCGAACCGGGCCCGGGACAAGGGCUCCGAGUGCGCCCAGUCCGGUCCGGAGAGGCCGAAGGACUGGACGGUCCGGGACUCGUGUAGUCCCGGUCCGUCCGAAUCCGGGUCAGAGGAAGGACCGGACUCCCGUCAGCGCGGGAAAACCUUCAAGCGCCGGACGAGGCGCGUGACGUCACAGCACCGCCAGCAGAGGCACGCGCCUGUCAACCUGGGCGCGUCCACGUGUGGAGAAAGCUUCGCGUGCACAAGAAGUCAGGAACGUCACUUCCGGCUCCAACACGCCUCACCUGUGUUCACGUGUAGAGAGAGCCCCGCCCACUUGUACAACUUCUGA
Messenger RNA from Nematolebias whitei (Rio pearlfish), 957 nucleotides. Its product is annotated as insulinoma-associated protein 1a-like. NCBI's taxonomy places the organism in Eukaryota, Metazoa, Chordata, Actinopteri, Cyprinodontiformes, Rivulidae. The record is from RefSeq and is a predicted model, not a curated record. Gene Ontology annotation, molecular function: RNA polymerase II cis-regulatory region sequence-specific DNA binding; DNA-binding transcription repressor activity, RNA polymerase II-specific. Gene Ontology annotation, biological process: negative regulation of transcription by RNA polymerase II; neuron differentiation; regulation of cell cycle process. Gene Ontology annotation, cellular component: nucleus; transcription repressor complex. The transcript has a single exon. The coding region runs from base 1 to 957 and encodes 318 amino acids.